This is a messenger RNA of Papilio machaon (common yellow swallowtail), 1833 nucleotides long. It is a transcript of the gene ScpX, whose product is annotated as sterol carrier protein 2. Lineage: Eukaryota; Metazoa; Arthropoda; Insecta; Lepidoptera; Papilionidae. Gene Ontology annotation, molecular function: acyltransferase activity, transferring groups other than amino-acyl groups. The record is from RefSeq and is a predicted model, not a curated record. Bases 18 to 1628 code for a protein of 536 amino acids. The transcript is spliced from 2 exons.
AUAAGAAAAAUAACACAAUGGGUAGGAAAGUGUAUGUUGUUGGUGUCGGAAUGACGAAGUUUGUCAAACCGAGUUCCUCUAACGACUACCCAGAAAUGGGUAAGGAGGCAGUGGAGGCGGCACUGGCCGACGCUCGCAUCCCGUACGAGGUGGUGCAGCAGGCUAUCUGCGGCUACGUGUUCGGCGACUCAACGUGCGGCCAGCGCGUGCUCUACCAGGUCGGCAUGACUGGCAUCCCCAUCUACAAUGUCAACAACAACUGUUCCACUGGUUCCAAUGCUCUGUUUAUAGCUAAACAGUUCAUAGAAGGUGGUGUAUCUGAUGUUGUGUUAGCGGUGGGGUUCGAGAAGAUGGCGCCAGGUGCUCUGGGUGGCAGCGGUUUCACAGACAGAACAAAUCCAUUAGAUAAACACACAUUAAAAAUGGCCGACAUGGUGGAGCUUGCAGCUGCACCCAUGACCCCACAAUACUUUGGCAAUGCGGCCAUGGAGCAUAUGAAGAAAUAUGGAACCACUGAGCUUCACUUAGCUAAGAUAGCAGCCAAGAAUCAUCGACAUGGAGCUAAAAAUCCACGAGCACAAAAUGGCAGGGAGUACACUGUAGAGGAGGUUUUAAAAUCUAGAAAAAUCUACGGACCUUUAACCAAGCUAGAGUGCUGUCCGACAAGUGAUGGUGCCGGUGCAGCAGUUCUCAUGUCUGAGGAGGCUGUUAUUAAAUAUGGUCUCCAGAAGAAGGCGGUUGAGAUUAUUGGUAUGGAGAUGGCAACAGACACUGCUGCAGUUUUUAAGGAAAAUAGCCUGAUGAAAGUUGCAGGUUAUGACAUGACCGCUUUUGCUGCAAAGCGAUUGUAUGAAAAGACUGGUAUAUCUCCAAAGCAAAUAGACGUAGUGGAGCUCCACGAUUGCUUUGCAGCCAAUGAAAUGAUCACAUAUGAAGGUCUGCAACUUUGUGGAGAGGGGGAGGCUGGCAAGUUUAUUGAUUCGGGAGAUAAUACUUAUGGGGGCAGAGUUGUGGUGAAUCCUAGCGGAGGACUGAUUGCUAAGGGCCAUCCCCUGGGAGCCACCGGCCUGGCACAGUGUGCUGAGCUGGUGUGGCAACUGCGCGGGGAGGCAGGAGACAGACAGGUGCCGCGAGCACGUAUCGCUUUGCAACACAACCUGGGUUUGGGCGGCGCUGUCGUCAUCGCUAUGUACAAGAAGGGCUUCGAGAAUGCCGGCCCCAACCCGGUGGCCGCUAUCACCGACAACCCUGAGGGCUUUAAGGUCUACAAGUACAUGAAGAUUCUCGAAGAAGCGAUGCAGACUGAUGAAGAGAAUCUUAUAGAAAAAGUCAGAGGAAUCUAUGGCUUCAAAGUACGUAAUGGUCCUAAUGGCGCAGAAGGUUACUGGGUUGUGAACGCAAAAGACGGUAAAGGCAAGAUCACGUACAAUGGAAAAGAGAAACCCGACGUCACUUUCACGAUCAGCGAUGACGAUGUUGUGGAACUGAUAUCUGGUAAACUGAAUCCUCAGAAGGCAUUCUUCCAGGGCAAGAUCAAGAUACAGGGCAAUAUGGGUCUGGCGAUGAAGCUGACAGACUUGCAGCGUUCCGCCGCCGGCAGGAUCGAGACCAUCCGCUCCAAGCUAUAAACAAACUGGUUAAAACCGGACCAGAUUGGUGGGUGCUUUGGGUUGUGGGACUGCGUCGAAUGUUGACGAUUAUAUGUAAAUUUUUAUAGGUUCUCAUCACAUUGAUAUAUUUCAGUAAAAUAGCUAUGUCAUCGAACGAUUUAUAUUCAUUUUAAAUUAAAUAAUUUAAUUAUGUUUAAUCAUUCCAGAGGGUUUAUAUGUAAUG